Molecule: messenger RNA, 669 nt
Organism: Babesia ovata
Lineage: Eukaryota; Apicomplexa; Aconoidasida; Piroplasmida; Babesiidae
Product: RNA polymerase sigma factor rpoD, putative
Exons: 2
Coding region: 1-669 (222 amino acids)
Source: RefSeq, a predicted model, not a curated record
AUGAGUUGUCGCUGGAGUGGGGAUUUAAUGGUCGAAUAUGGUCUUAUGACUGUAAGGUUAAAGAACAAGCGAAAGACGAUAUUAACACGUGCGUCACCGUGUAGUUUGAAGGCUGGAUUAAGACCGAUCGUCCAUGUCAGUGAGGGUGUCAGAGCUUGGCUGCAGGCUCUGGAGAAGAAAGAUGGAGAUGUUACCACGGCCUUGAAUGAUCUCAAAGGUGUGAUUGAUGGUCACAUGUGGGAAAUUGGGAGUGGCGGGCAGUGCCUUGAAGAGGCUGUAAAGGCAGAAAAAACAUUGGGUGGAAUUGGAAAAAAUGUUGGAGAUAUGAUAUCGUCUAUAAUGUGUCAAUCAAUAAGAUUGUUGACCAUGUUCGACGCAACGGUAAAUGAUGAUGACAUGAAAUGUUGCGUGGCAGCGUUGAGGGGCAUGUUCACUAGGCAGCGCAUUGAGGUGAAGAGGCGUAUUGAGGAGGAAAUGCAAGAGAUGCAGGAAACGCUGAAACAUAAGUCCAACAAUAUUUCUACAUAUAUUUAUGACUCUAUGCACACCGAAGAGGAUAAAAUCGAGUCAACCAAAAGGGCCGUGGAUGCGACGAAGACGUUAGAUGAGACGCAGGUUAGGACGCCGGUGCCGCGCAAUGAUCCGAGGAGUACACAGGUAUUAGGGUGA